This is a messenger RNA of Hippocampus comes (tiger tail seahorse), 1341 nucleotides long. RefSeq names its product PRELI domain containing 1a (gene prelid1a). Gene Ontology annotation, cellular component: mitochondrial intermembrane space. The record is from RefSeq and is a predicted model, not a curated record. The coding region runs from base 158 to 790 and encodes 210 amino acids. The transcript is spliced from 6 exons. NCBI's taxonomy places the organism in Eukaryota, Metazoa, Chordata, Actinopteri, Syngnathiformes, Syngnathidae.
CGUCACGUCGUGACCUUCUAUGGUUUCCGUGUGGCGUUUGACAGUGCAGUCUUUGUCACAUGGGUAAUUGCAACCCAGAGUUAAAAAAACAUGAAAAUACUCGUCUUAUGAAGAGUUUUGCCGUACAGUUUUUUUUCCAUACCAACUGGAGGGAACAAUGGUCAAGUAUUUCUGCUGUGCAGGUUUGCUGAAAAGUUCUUGGGACCAAGUUUGCGUUGCUUUCUGGCAACGAUAUCCAAACCCUUACAGUAACCAUGUUCUGACUGAAGACAUCAUUUUCCGAGAGGUGACUCCAGGCAACUGCCUCAUUUCCAGACGUCUUUUGACCAAAACAAGCCGUGCUCCGCGUUGGAUGGAGCGCUAUCUUCCAAAGCACAUGGCUAGCUGCGCGUACAUCGUGGAGGACUCUGUUGUGGACCCACAGAAAAGAUUGAUGACCACACUGACGUGGAACAUCAGCCAUGCUCGUCUCAUGUCUGUGAAAGAGCGUUGCGAAUACAGAAUUAACCCUGAGAAUGGCACCUGGACAGAGAUACAUAGAGAGGCUUGGAUCUCUUCCAACGUGUAUGGACUCUCGAGGGCUGUUCAGGAAUUCGGUCUUGCAAGGUUUAAGAAGAGUGUUACCAAGACCAUGAAGGGUUUUGAAUACGUGCUGGCCAAAAUGCAAGGUGAAACACCGUCAAGGAGUUUGGCAGAAGCGGCAACAGAGCGUGCGAGAGAGACAGCGCUGGCAGCGAAAGAGAAAGCUAAAGGCUUGGCCUCACAGGCUCAGAAGAAGCAAUACGUGUGAUGAUUCCUUUACCUCGGAUAUCGGGGACACUUUUCUUUAAACCCUCCUCAGUGCAGGAAUGCAUUUUGUUUGUGAAGACUAACUCAUCUGCCUCUGUGAGGAAACAACCUGCUGAUGUGCGAGUGGACAACAUGAAAGCCGGAGCAGAGCCUCUUCCAGCCACCUCGUACCUGCGUCACUCAUCCUGAUCAUGUUCCCCUACAUGCCGGCUCACAGGGGCUGUCAUGUGACAGAAAACUGUUCCUCUCGCCUUCAUGCGACCGUCGUGUUUGCGUUUACUCUUAUGCAGCUUGCCUUCGUCAACAUUUCAGAAUUCACUGUCUGAUGCAGAUUUAUCAGUUGGAUUUUUACCUCGUUUGCCCUUUUUAUAACUGAUUAAAUUAGCUGAACAACAGAUUCAUCCUGCAAAAAACUGAUUGUAACAGUGGCUUAGUAAUAUAAAAUUGAGCACUCAAAAGGAAAAUUGUCAAUAAAACAAAAAAUGAAGACUACAAUGUGCUCAGAAAAAUCAAUAGAAUAUGCUCGUGACAAUAAAUGGACACCACGUUUUA